GUCGGCCAUGGGCCCGCGCCGCCGGAGACGCAAGGCCGUCACCCCAAGGAGGCGCGCCGCGAGCCCGGCCCCCGCCGCCCCGGCCCCCACCACCCCUCGGCGGGGCGCCCCCUCAGGUAACCGGCGACAUCUGGUUUUGAAGGAGAUCCGAAAUCUUCAGAAGAGCACACACCUGUUAUUAAGGAAGAUGCCCUUCUGCCGCCUGGUAAGAGAAAUAUGUGUUAAAUUCACUCGUGGUGUGGACUUCAAUUGGCAGGCCCAUGCCCUGCUGGCCCUACAAGAGGCGGCUGAAGCGUUUCUAGUACAUCUCUUUGAGGACGCCUAUCUCCUCUCCCUGCAUGCCGGGCGUGUUACCCUCUUCCCGAAGGACGUGCAGCUGGCCAGGAGGAUCCGAGGCAUCCAGGAAGGGCUGGGCUGAGCCGCCGCCGCCCCUGGAUGAUACCAGGGACUCUGUCUGGAGCCGGGACCAGAUCCAUGGAGUCCGGGAUGCUGCCUGGACUUGCUGUCUCUGAGCCGAGUGUG
This is a messenger RNA of Eptesicus fuscus (big brown bat), 522 nucleotides long. It is a transcript of the gene CENPA, whose product is annotated as centromere protein A. Gene Ontology annotation, molecular function: protein heterodimerization activity; DNA binding; structural constituent of chromatin. Bases 8 to 418 code for a protein of 136 amino acids. Gene Ontology annotation, cellular component: nucleosome. The transcript is spliced from 5 exons. The record is from RefSeq and is a predicted model, not a curated record. NCBI's taxonomy places the organism in Eukaryota, Metazoa, Chordata, Mammalia, Chiroptera, Vespertilionidae.